Salvia miltiorrhiza (redroot sage) is the source of this 2328-nucleotide messenger RNA. RefSeq names its product L-type lectin-domain containing receptor kinase IX.1-like. Bases 104 to 2149 code for a protein of 681 amino acids. The record is from RefSeq and is a predicted model, not a curated record. Gene Ontology annotation, biological process: protein phosphorylation. Gene Ontology annotation, molecular function: carbohydrate binding; protein kinase activity; ATP binding. The transcript has a single exon. Gene Ontology annotation, cellular component: plasma membrane. Lineage: Eukaryota; Viridiplantae; Streptophyta; Magnoliopsida; Lamiales; Lamiaceae.
CGGGGCCCCAUUCGGCAUUAACAUACAUGCUACUUGCGUUGAAAUGGUAUGGUAUAGCAUAUGAGAGAUGAAGUGAAGACACUAGCUAGCAGCAGAGGCGGCCAUGGCUUCGACGCUCUUGAUCAAUUCUUGUACAUUUGUGCUGCUCCUUGCGACCUCCUUCGUUUCUCCACUGUCGUUCAACCUCUCCACCAUCGGACCCGACCACGCCAAUCGCGACAUCACGCUCCAGGGCGACGCCUACAUCUCCAGAGAAGGCCUGCAGGUCACCACCGACGAGAGGACCCGCCUCAGCAGCGCCGGAACCGGCCGCGCCACCUACGUCGACCCCUUGCGCCUGUGGGACAACGCCACCGGCAACGUCACCGAUUUCGACACUCAUUUCUCAUUCGUCAUCCAGUCGGCUUCUAGUACAGCCUGCACCGCCGACGGCCUCGCAUUCUUCUUGGCUCCUCUCAAUUCCACCAUCCCGUUGAAUUCCUCCGGCGCCGGCCUCGGCCUCGCCUUCCGCAACGCCACCGCCAACGUCUCCGGAUCUCCCUUCGUGGCCGUGGAAUUCGACACCUUCGUCAAUUCUGAGAAUGAUCCGCCGAGUACCGGCCCGCAUGUAGGCAUCGACGUCGACUCGCUGAUUUCCGCUGCGUAUGCGCCGUGGAGGAACAAUCUCACUCUGGGGAGGCUAACCGAUGUUUGGAUUAGUUACAGGUCUUCUUCCAAAAAAAUUCUCGUUACCUUUACUGAUUUUGUGGAUAAUGAGGCUCACACAUCCAGUAUUGAGUAUACUAUUGAUAUGCGGAAUUAUCUACCGGAGAUGGUUAGCGUCGGCUUCUCUGCUGCAACGGGAGAGUGCUUCCAGAAAAACAAUGUCAAGUCAUGGAGUUUCAGUUCCACUUUGGAGCUCAAAACCCCUAAUGUCACCUCCCCCCUGGAUCCUAGUAGCAGCAGCUCUAGGCCGAAGACGAAGGGGGGUAAAGUGAUUGGAUUGGUUGCAGGUCUCUGUGUUGCAGCUCUUGGACUGGUUGCACUAGGCUACUACUGGAUAUGGACUAGGAAAAGAGGAGGGACAAACGAGGAUGAGGAGGAGGAGGAGGAUGUGUCGUCCAUGGAGAUGGAUUUCCAGAAGGGCAGUGGACCUAGAAGGUUCUCAUACGGAGAACUCGCCGCGGCCACAAACAAUUUCGCGGAGGAAUUGAAGCUGGGAGAGGGUGGCUUCGGAGGGGUGUACAGAGGCUUCUUGAAGAAAGUAGAGUCAGACGUGGCGGUGAAGAGAGUGUCCAAGAGCUCGAAACAGGGCGCCAAGGAGUACGCGUCAGAAGUGAAGAUCAUCAGCCGGUUACGCCACAGAAACCUGGUGCAACUCAUAGGGUGGUGCCACGAGAAGAGGGAGCUCCUACUGGUGUACGAGCUGCAACCAAACGGCAGCUUGGACUCCCAUCUCUUCAACAACAAGUCCUCAUUGUCAUUGAGGUGGGAGACGCGGUACAAGAUCGCGCGCGGCCUCGCCUCCGCUCUGCUGUAUCUGCACCAGGAGUGGGAGCAGUGCGUGGUCCACAGGGACAUCAAGUCCAGCAACGUCAUGCUGGACUCCGGAUUCAACGCGAAGCUCGGGGACUUCGGGUUGGCGAGGCUGGUCGACCACGACAAGGAUACGCAUACGACCAUCUUGGCCGGGACGAUGGGGUACAUGGCCCCGGAAUGCGUGAUGACGGGCAGGGCCAGCAAGGAAUCGGAUGUGUACAGCUUCGGGAUCGUGGCGCUGGAGAUAGCGACGGGGAGGAGGGCGAUAGAGGGUGGGAUGAGGACGGUGGAGUGGGUGUGGGAGCUCUAUGGGAGAGGGCAGCAGCUUGAGGCGGCGGAUCCGGAUGUCGUCGGAUACGAGGAGCGGGAGAUGGAGAGGUUGAUGGUGGUGGGGCUGUGGUGUGCGCACCCGGAUGAUACUCUUCGCCCCUCCAUUAAGGAGGUGGUGCGGCUUCUCGGGUUUGAAGCUGAGCCGCCGCCGCUGCCGUCCAAGAUGCCGGUACCUACUUACUCUGCUCCUCCACCUACAACUUCUGUUACGUCUUUGAUUUCUGCCACUUCGUCUUCUACUUAUAGUUAUGCCACUUCAUCUUCUGCUUCGUCUUCUUCUGCGCUCUUGCGCUCCACAUGAGAUGAGGGCAUGUGUUAAUCUCAACAUUCAUUCAUAUCUCUAUCAUUGCCAUAUCAAAUCCAAACCUCAUCCUCUAUUACACAACAAUCUUCAUCAUCUGCAGCUCUUAUGUACGAAGUGAUCUUAUGAGUUAAAUUUAAUGAUGUUAAUUGAUGCUGUGUGAAAAUGCUUUCAUAGAA